Molecule: messenger RNA, 2194 nt
Organism: Annulohypoxylon truncatum
Lineage: Eukaryota; Fungi; Ascomycota; Sordariomycetes; Xylariales; Hypoxylaceae
Exons: 3
Coding region: 676-2034 (452 amino acids)
Cellular component (GO): fungal-type vacuole membrane
Source: RefSeq, a predicted model, not a curated record
CUUUCUGUCUUUUUUCUUUCCCAUAACCCACCAAUUUCCCAACAUUUUUCCGCGCCACGAGCUGACUUAACACUAGUUCUCUCUUCCCCAGCUGCCCCAGGUCUAAAUUGAGCGAUCACGACUUAACUACUCUGCUAAAACCCCGCGAAUAUAUCGACUAUUGGAUGCCUUUCGGGCGGUAUGGUCAGAUUGGGAAUCAUGCAGGUACAUCUUUUUCCAUAUCAGGAAGGCCGGGCGUGACUUGACAUCAUCCCACUCGGGCGUUUUGUUUUCUUCGCAGUGAAAAUGAAGAUCUGCUAAGGGUAAUUAAUAACUGGGGUUGUACUAUGCCGAAACCCCGCAAGACUAACAUCUUAUUCUUCGACGGUAAUUUAUAUGACCAAAAAAACCGGGGUCGGAGCACAGAUGGAGAUAAGUCGAUGCGCACAAAGCAGAACAGCUCACGAGGGGUAUACGAUAUGUAUGUAGCUGCAAAGAGGUGGAUGUUGGGCAAGGCUUAACGCCCUGGUCAUCGUUGCAAGCCGAUGUGGUAGUCGACUCCCGGCAUAUUGGAUACACAUGUGAUAACCAGGUCCGCCUUGAAGUUGAACUCCUCUCCCUGAUUUCACUCAAGAAGUCUUCAGGCGUACAUUCUUCUACUGCAUCCAAGCGUCCUUCAGCCAAAGCAAAGUGAUCAUGACGUCCGCCUUUCGAGAAGACCGAUCUCACUUUGAGGCCAGUAGUCCUACAACUUCUGUACAUGGCGGUCGAGGUGACGAUGGCGAAGGAGCAGCAACUGCGCCGGUGAGGCAGAGUGAUGAUGCUUCCUCGACCGAUCAUGUUCAAGAGAAGGAGGCGGCAGCGACCCCUCUCACCAAGAAGCAAAAAUUCAAACGUCACUGUGGUCGGUUUUGGUGGUGGUAUUUGAUAGGAGCGAUCGUUCUCCUCGCCAUACUUCUGCCCAUUAUAUUCUUGGUGAUCAUACCCGCCAUCGUACAGCGCAUUCUCAACGACCAGACGAUGCCCAUCAGCGGCGGUCAGUUCAUAGCUGUAUCGCCAACUAAGCUCAACGUCUCUAUUCUCACGUCACUCGAUUCGCCUUUACCGGCUAGGAUCGACCCUAUGACACUGCUCUUGUAUAACAAGGACACGCCCACAUUUUCACCUUUUGUCAAUGUGUCUCUACCGGAGCUGCACAUAAAGGGGACCACACCGCUCAAUAUCAAGAACCAGAUCGUCACAGUAACUAAUGAGACUGAAUUGAUAUCGUGGUUCGCAAAUGUUUUCGACCAACCUACCGUCACUUUAUCCACUCGCGGCGACCCAAAAAUCCAUUUGGGCGCACUACACACGAAUGGACAUUUAGACAAGACAGUCACAGUGAACUCGUUGAACAAGCUAGAUGGAUUUUCCAUCCAAGAUCUUCAGCUCCUGAUGCCAGCCAGAGAGAACGGUACCAACAUCCAGGGAACUCUCAAUUUGCCUAAUUGGGGUACUCUCGACCUCGGCAUAGGCAACUUAUCCCUUAAUUUGAUGUCGGGAGACCUUAGAAUUGGUCUGAUCACUGUCUACGACGUCUAUCUUCCCCGCGGUAACAAUAUUAGAUACUUCAAUGGCGAGCUAUUUCUCGACACGCUCUUCCAGAACAUUGGGACGAUUCUUUCCACGCAGGGAGAUGCGCUGAGCGGCGGGAACAUCCAGAUUAAUGCGACGGGUAACGCUACCGUGGUCAAUGGCGAACACAUUAGGUUUAUUGAGACUAUUCUUAACAACAGGACCGUGACGUCUACUACGUCUGUUGUCAAGUUAGCAAGCGACCUCAUCAGCAGCUUUACCAACGGCAGUCAGGUUUCCAUACCCGACAUACUCGAUGAAGUCUUCGGCAACACCACAUUUAUCCAAGAAGUCCUAGGUAAUUGGAAUGCAACGAAGAGCAAUUCUACGUCGACGACGAAGAAGAGGAAUUUGUUGGCAUCUAUACCACGAAGUGUGAGGGGCCCAGGGGCUUUGAGCUUAUUUAAACUGGGGAUGAAGAUGACGACGGGGAAGUUUUAACGAGGACAACGCCCGGGAAGAAAUAGGUAAUACUAACCAACCCAAUGCUGUAAUAUGCAGGGUUAAAUGGUUGGUAACUCAGUACAAUAAUUAGUUAAUGUUUUAACGUUUAAUGAAUGAUAUACAAAGUUAAGAAAAGUGCCUAUUGUACUGUUACUUG